CGGCCUGAAGCUGUGUUGGAAUAUCAGAGGAGCCUCGUCAAACAUCUAUUACCAGAAAUAUAGGGAGGUCUCCCUCCUAUGGCCAGGGUACCAUGGGCGGUGUCCGUGACGCUGCUGCUGGUGCUCUACUCCCAGGCGGCGCACUCCGCCGCCGCCGCUCAGCAUCUGUGCGGCUCCCACCUGGUGGACGCCCUCUACUUUGUAUGUGGGGAACGAGGAUUUUUCUUCAGUCCAAACCGACCUUACAAGCGUGAUCUGGAACAUCUGCUCGGGUUCCUGUCAGAAAGGGCCAGGCAGGAGCAGCGGCUGUGGAGGACUCGGACGGGCCGCAACAAGCUCAAGGUGAAGCGGGGCAUCGUGGAGCAGUGCUGCCAUAAACCAUGCAGCAUUUACCACCUGGAGGGCUACUGCGACUGACUCGCACACUCCGCGACUAGCAACACUCAUAGCUUGUAAAAAAAAAAAAAAAGACCUGAAGUCAAUUUCUGACCCAAUACUUGCAGGCUAUGUCUUAUCAAAUGAAGGAAAUAAAGCUUCAUGACCCAUAACCCAAGGCUCU
Scophthalmus maximus (turbot) is the source of this 559-nucleotide messenger RNA. Its product is annotated as insulin-like. NCBI's taxonomy places the organism in Eukaryota, Metazoa, Chordata, Actinopteri, Pleuronectiformes, Scophthalmidae. The record is from RefSeq and is a predicted model, not a curated record. The transcript has 3 exons. The coding region runs from base 79 to 417 and encodes 112 amino acids. Gene Ontology annotation, cellular component: extracellular region. Gene Ontology annotation, molecular function: hormone activity.